AAAGUUUUGUGAAAGGUUUCUUUUGUAAUACUUUAUGUUCCCUAAACAUUUGCUAGCUUUGACAGCGAAAGUUAGAACUCUCUGUUCAUUGUUCGUGUGCUAUUGUUUGGACUUCUCUUCAUGGGUGUGUUGUAGGAUUAUGAUACGUCUAUGGUUCUUUUAGCAAAUGUUGAAAUAGAAGAAGUUGCUGUAAUCAACUGGUCUGAACUGUGAACACAACUUUCUUCUUUUCCGCAUCCGUUUCACAAUGCUGUAUAAUGUGACCCCGUGUCAGCUUCCGGAAACAACAUCAGGGUUCUCGAACCAUCUGCGCCGAUUCCAUAGUUUCUAUUGGUCAGGAUGAUACCGGCGCUAAUUUGAUUGGUGUAGACAAGAGCCAGUAACGUGUGGCUGCAUUGGACGCAAACUGUUGUCUUCAAGUGCACACAGUGAAUUGAAUGCGAGGUUCACAAAAUAUUUUGUUAUUUUAUUUAACUUGAUUUCGAAACGCAUUUCGCAAUUGCUCAGUGUUGUUCAUUAGUGUAACGCCUACGUUGGUGACUGGUUUUGUGGUUUUAUGGAAGGCAAACGUUCCAUUGUAAACUACAAAUGAUGAAUGAAUUUUCUUCAGAUCUCACCCGCAACACCAGAACUCCUGAAUUAAGAGGUUGUUGAAUAAGGGCAGUCAGAUUAGUUUAAGAACAUCGCCAAAUAUCCAGGGUUGUAGGAGUUUGGUUCUCUCUUUGGUUGAAGCUGAGAUUAACGGAAUUUUGACUUAACUGGAAUGCCGCAUUUUCGCGGGAAAAGACCCAAGCACUAGUACUAGCCUGUCUGUCCCUCUUGGAGAUGGCAGCGAAUGUGAAAAAAAACACAACUGUGAAUUUGAGACGUAUGAACCGUUCUUGUGAACUUCUGGUUUGGCUCAAUGAAACUUUACAGACAGGCUUCACCAAGCUCGAGCAGGUGUGCACAGGUGCAGCCUUUUGCCAGCUGAUGGACUGGUUAUUUCCUGGAUCCCUGGAUCUGUCCGAUGUCCGAUUCCAAAGUGAUAACGUUGUAGACUCCCUCCACAACUACAGUUUACUGGAAGCUGCAUUCAGAAAAGUUGGAGUUGUCAGAUACAUCCCCAUCGAGGCGCUGCUGAAGAGGAACUCUUGCAUAUCUCUGACAUUCCUGCAGUGGUUUAAGCUGUUCUUUGAUGAGAACAACAACGGCAGGGAGUACCAGGCAUUGGAGGCCCGAGGCGGACAGAGUCUGGUUCCUGACAAAUCACACAGGGAUGGGACCCCUCCUCAGAAGCUGUGGGUCAUUGUGAAGAUGGAUGGCAAUACAGAAGAAGAACCAAGAAAAGAAAAGCCACGAGAGAAUUUGAACGGGAAUGCAGAUGUGGUAUUUAUAUCCGAUGAUGAGGAUGAUGUGGUAUUUGUGGAGCAGAAAAGAAAGAAAAUAGCAGUGAAAGAAGAGAGUGCAGAGCCACAGCAGAUGAAGAGCGAGGAGCAAGCACAGACAGCGGUGGAGAAUAAAACUCAGGGGAGCAGUUUCCAAGACAGCUAUGCUUUGUUGUCCUUCAUCAGAAGAUACUGUAAUAAUGUGGAUACUAACUUUAAUACAAGUCCAGACACUCAGGUUUCUGACCCUUCAGCUCUUUCCAUCUUGAGUCCAACCCACCGCAGAGACAUCAUUCAGGCCUGCUAUCAAACGCCCUACUGUCUCUACCUGUAUAUGAAGGUCGAACUGGGGGAAGGACAGAGCACAAGCGUCAUCCUGAUUGGCUACGUCGACCAGGGCUUAGGGGUCAGCGUGGUGAGGCUGUUGUGUGCUCUGCAGAUGAGCGUUGACUCUGAUCCACGAUCAUCAGAGGACAUGGACACGAGCACAGGCACACACAGUGCAGAUGCUGAUGCAUGCCUCCUGAUUGAGACGUUGAAGAACUUUGGCCUCCAUCUGUCCAAUCUUGUUGCAUUUUACUGUGAUGCUUCACACCCAGCAGUGAGCCAGGUGUUUGUAUCCCACCUCCAGGCCUUCAGCCCGAGGUUAGUGUCACUCUGUGGCCUUCCUGGGACGGCAGAAAGAGCCUGCCAGGCUGGACUCUUGCCUUCCUUUCGUUGUGUGGUUGACCUGGUUAGAGACAUCCACCAUCAUUACUCUACCUGCAUUUCCAUCAACGACAGCCUGAAAGAGAUAUUUGCUGGUGCAGACUCUUAUAACCCUUCCCAUCCUAUCUCUGCACAGUGUUUGUUUAUCAUCAACACUGUGCAGAGGAUGGUCAGCAGCUGGAAGGAUUUAGUGGAGUAUUUUAAGUCACUGAGGCAAUCAGAGGAGACUGAGCGGAUCAGAAACCAGCUGCUGGAUUAUAAAGUCAAGCUGCACUUUCAGUUCCUCUCCCAGACGUUGGAGCCCCUCCGAGCUCUUCAAGUGCUGCAGCAGUACGGCCCAGCAGACGUGGCUGGGGAACUCCAGCUCAGCUCCGUUCUGGUUCACUCCUACGCAGCCUGUCUCCUCCGGCCCUCCGCUUUGGAGCGCUUUCUUAAGGAGCGGGACCAGCAUGUCCUCUGCAGUGAGAAGGAGCUGCUCCCCACAGUAGAGGUGGACAUAGGUUCUUGUGCCAGAGACUUCCUGUGGGCCACUGCUGUGGUGGAUCUUGGGGAAUGGGAGAGGAGUGACUUCCUGAAGCAUGCAGUGACUUUCUAUAAAGCAGCUCUACAGAGUUUAGUGCAAAGUGUUCCGAAGACUCUCGGAAACGCGGCGCUCAUGAACGUCAGCAAAGUCCUGAAACAUCCUGAGAAUAUAAAUGGUAAUCUGACCACACAUGUGCUGACAGAGUUGGUGGUCCAGCUUGGUCUGUGUUACCCCGAGUCUCCAGAAACUUAUCAGCUGGCGUACGACUACUUCAGUGCCAUUAACAAAGUGAAGGAGAAGCAGAUGCAAGGAACAGGAAGUCAUUGCUGGGCAAAGAUGCUGGAUGGCAUUAGACCACACUCUGUUCUGCAUAGAUUCCUCCUGACCCUCCUGGCCCUGCCGAGCUCUCUGUGCAGGACGCAGGUGUUUGCUAAGGCGUUCAGCAGCACCAGGGCUCUUCAUAACAGCAAGGAAACCUCUGAAGCCUCACGUCAGCUGGGCAGUUGGGUGCGAAGGCCCCGCCCCCGUAGAAGGAGACAACCAGCCCAGGUAGGUUUGGGUGGCGGGAGAAAAGAAGAUAAGGAUGACGAGACUUCAUCAGAUGACUGUGACGCUUUUGUGGCCAAACCAAGUCUACGUAUUCCCUUCAAACCCGACAGCAAGGACGACUCAGACUACACAGACAAUUCCUCAGAUGUGGUUGAUGUCACUGAAGAGUCAAAAAUGUGCCUGACCAGUUUAACAAAGGCAGAAAGUCCCACAGCUUCACUGGCUGAGUUUGUGUACAUUGUGAGUGAGGAUGAUGACAGCAUCGUUUUGACAAGCAGACCAACCAGCUCAGAAGAACUUCUGGGUGCCAUAGGGGAGCUGGUCUGGGUUGAGGCAGAGGGCUUCUGUCCCUGGCCAGCUGUUAUCGUCGCCUGCACGGGGGAAAAACAACUUCCAGGGAAGAGGAUGGUGGAGUGCUUUGGACAGAGAACGCACUCUCAGGUCAGUUUGCAGGCUCUGAAACCAUUCGCUGCCUUUGCCCAACACUUCAGCGCCAACUCUUUCGCCAUCCUUAUCCCCUACCGAGAAGCCCUCUUCUUGUCCCUGCAGGAGGCAGCUCUGCGUUGUGAGAAGCAGUUUUCUGAAUGUCUGGGGAAGAGAGAUGCGUUGCUGGAACAGCUGUUAGACUGGGCCCUUGAUGGAUUUCAGCCCAUGGGGCCAGACAGACUCAGACCAGCAGCUGCCAUGAAUGGUGUUAUGACAACAAACGACAGACCAAAGGUGAAGAAGCAACUCUUCUUGAAUGCUGACUCUUCUCAUCGCUCCUUCACCUCCUCCAGCAGGAGCAGCAGGAGCUCAGAGCUGAAAGGCGUGGCCGUGUCCAUGAGCAGACUGUCGUGUCACUCUGAAGAUAAGUCUGCCCACAAAGGCAGAGGUGGAACGACUGCAUGGAAAGGAACUGAUUCUGUGGGGAAAGACACUAAAGGAGCGUCCAGAGGAAGGUGGGAGGUAGAGAGAGAUGACUGGGGGGGAGGAGGAGGAGGAUGGGAGAAGGUUAAGGCAGGAUGGGGAAGAGGGAAGGGAGGGAAGGUUCAUAAGAUGAAAAACAGUCUGAUGGAUGGAUUCGAUGACGACACGUCGCCAGACUUUGUGCCGUACAGGAAGAGGACCAUCGCCAAACCUUACCAGAAGGUCACCGAGGCGAGCAGCGUUUACACCCAGCCGGACCAAAAACUCAGAGAGAAGACGAUCUGUAUGAUUAUGAACAUGAAGCUCGACAUUGAAGGCUUCUGUUUGUGUUGUGGAACAGAAAACAUUGAGAUAUUCCACCCUCUAUUUAAAGGAAGUCUCUGCCUGAAGUGUAAAGACAACUUCACAGAAACUCUGUAUCGCUAUGAUGAGGACGGAUAUCAGUCCUACUGCACCAUCUGCUGCUAUGGGCUGGAAGUGGUACUGUGCGGCAACGAUAGCUGCUGCAGAUCCUUUUGUGAGGACUGUCUGAACAUCCUCGUCGGUCCUGGGACGUUUGAUUCGUUGAAGCUGCUGGAGCCGUGGAUCUGCUACUUGUGUCAGCCGCAUCGACGUCACGGCGCUCUGGUUCCCAGGGAGGACUGGAGCAUUCGUGUCCAAGAGUUAUUCCUCAACAACAGCGCCAUGGCGUUCGAGCCACAUCGUGUUUAUCCAUCCAUCCCUGCCAACCUGCGCAGACCUGUCAGAGUCCUCUCGCUCUUCGAUGGCAUAGCAACAGGCUUCCUGGUGCUGAAGGAUCUUGGCUUUAAAGUGGAUAAGUAUGUUGCCUCAGAGGUCUGCGAGGACUCGAUUGCUGUGGCGACAGUCAACCAUGAUGGGAAGAUCAUCCAUGUUAGUGACGCCCGGUUCAUCACCCAGAAACACAUCGAGCAGUGGGGUCCGUUUGAUUUGCUGAUUGGGGGCAGCCCCUGCAACGACCUCUCCAUCGUCAACCCGCUCAGAAAAGGCCUCUAUGAGGGCACCGGCAGGCUGUUCUUUGAGUUCUACCGCAUCCUUCAGCUGCUGAAGCCCGAAGAGGAAGACCCCCGGCCGUUCUUCUGGCUGUUUGAGAACGUGGUCUUCAUGAACACGCAUGACAAAGUCAACAUCUGCCGCUUCCUCGAGUGCAACCCGGUGCUGGUGGAUGCAGUCAAAGUUAGUCCUGCACACAGAGCUCGUUACUUCUGGGGAAACAUCCCAGGGAUGAGCAGGCCCAUCAUCCCCUCCCAGAACGACAAGCUGAGUCUCCAGGACUGUUUGGAGAUCGGUAGAGAAGCCAGGGUCACGAAGGUGAGGACGAUCACCACCAACAAAAACUCUCUGAAGCAGGGCAAAAAAGUCUCCCUGCUGCCUGUCCUCCACCACGGCCGAGAGGACAACCUCUGGAUCACCGAGCUAGAAAGAAUCUUUGGUUUCCCCAAACAUUACACCGACGUGAGGGACAUGAACCGGCAGCAGAGGCAGAAGGUGCUGGGGAAGGCCUGGAGUGUGCCAGUCAUCCGUCACCUCUUCGCUCCCCUCAAGGACUACUUUGCAUGUGAGGAGCUGCCUCCUUUGUCCACCGCCCACUCCUCCACCUCCUCGUCCUCCCCAGCCUCUCCAGAGCUGCAGCGACUCAGAUAGGAACGGGUGGUUUUGCCUUUUUAUGGUGUUUUAUAGGGAUGUGUAUGUGUGUCUGUGUGUGUGCGUGCGUUUCUCUUUUACACUAAACUGAAGGCCUUCAAGACUCUUCAUGCUGCUGUGUUGUUAACAAGACCAAAGCCACGCUGACAAUUAGAGAUCAUGUGUGUCGUGCUUGACUUGAGAGAAACUGUGAAUGUUGUGACAUGAAACGGAGAUGCAAAACGUCUGAAUUUUAUUUAUUGAAGGCCACAGAAGAUCUAUGAAUGCAUGAAGACAGAGAACAGAGUUGAUCAUUUGUGUGUUUUCACUUUUUUUUAAUUUGUAUUUUAGUGUCAGCUGGUUCUUUUACAACAGAAUAAUUACUGUCAGUUUAUUCUUAUUGGUAUUAACUUGGUAUGCUGCCAUUUUAAUUUCUGUCACAACUGAGAAUAUUGUUCAGUGAUGACUAAUCACAGAGGCACCUGGCCCAAUUGACUGAGUAUUGUAAGUAAUAGUAAUAGAUGACUGAUGAUUGUAUGAGGAACAUUUUGAGAAGAGGUUGUUGGUGAGUGGACUCUGCAGUAUUUUUGCACACUGACACCAGAGGGAUGGAUUUUAGUUCUGUGUAUUGCUCAUUUUGAUCUAUUGUCAUUGGUGUAUUUGACCAAUUUAUUGAAUGAAAUAAGGGAUAUUUUACCUGGGGUUGUUGGCAAAACCAGUAAAGAAAAGACAUCCCA
This is a messenger RNA of Scatophagus argus, 6434 nucleotides long. RefSeq lists its product as uncharacterized. Gene Ontology annotation, biological process: negative regulation of transcription by RNA polymerase II. NCBI's taxonomy places the organism in Eukaryota, Metazoa, Chordata, Actinopteri, Scatophagidae. The coding region runs from base 871 to 5718 and encodes 1615 amino acids. Gene Ontology annotation, molecular function: protein binding; DNA binding; DNA (cytosine-5-)-methyltransferase activity, acting on CpG substrates. The transcript has 26 exons. Gene Ontology annotation, cellular component: nucleus. The record is from RefSeq and is a predicted model, not a curated record.